Molecule: messenger RNA, 1761 nt
Organism: Yamadazyma tenuis ATCC 10573
Lineage: Eukaryota; Fungi; Ascomycota; Pichiomycetes; Serinales; Debaryomycetaceae
Cellular component (GO): zeta DNA polymerase complex
Source: RefSeq, a predicted model, not a curated record
AGACAUCUUAUAGUAUGGAGUUAGAGCUCAAUGUGGGGAAUGUGUUGAAGUUGGUGAAGGAGAUAUUAGUGGGGUGGAUUAACUCGAUUCUUUACUACCACAAGGUUUAUCCCGAAUACAUCUUCGAGCCUUUCCGGUCGCUAAAUAUGGUUGUCUAUCGGUCAAGGUCCAAGAUGCUAAACGAGUACAUCGAUGACUUUAUCAAUAGGUUCAGUAAAUUACUCAUUACUUCCAAUCAAAUCAGUGAACUAACGCUCCUUCUUUUCAAUAAGGACAAAAUCUACUACAGAUACUGUAUCAGGUUUGAUGAGUUCAUCAAGUUGUCUGCUAAAAUCUCCGAGGAUGAGAGCAGAAGUGCAGCCAUAGACAUAGACGGGUUCACCUGGGAUGAAAUCUAUAAGCAGGCAAACGCGUUUCUAUUCCAUCAUCUACAACACCUCAAGAGUGUCAUGGCACUCAUGGAAUUGGAGUUCAAGCUUCUCAUUACCUCGAGCCUCAACUUGAAUCAAGAUGAAAAUUGGGUGUACAACUCCAAACCCUCUCAUCUCACCAACUUGAAAGCACUUGAAGAAGUGAGUGUUGGGUUCCUUAACUUCAAUGCCUAUGUAGAGUAUCACGACAUAUAAUUAAUGAGCUUUAUGAAUUAUUUACUAUAUACAUAUCUGGAAACUUUUCACUUGUUGGUCUCCAACUCAAAUAUGUUCUUCAAGUUCUCAUACAUGAAAUAACUAAUGGCCACCGCAGGAGCAACCUUAGCCAAAUUAGGUACAAGCCCUUUGAAUAACCCGGGAUAUCCUUCGUUUUGAAUGGUUUUUUGAAGCACAUCUCUGAAUCCAUCAUAUCUAUAAGGAUGGGCAUAAGUGCCUUGAGCUUGUAAUCUUGUUCUUAACAAGUUGACGGGGUAAACCAUAGUAGCCCCAAACGAUCCAGACAAUGCCCCUAAUCCCAACACCAUGUAGUUGGGUAACUUGACAUCUUCUUCGUGCUUGAUACCAUACUUUGUCAUCUGUCUCUUCACCAACCAUUUCUUGAUGGUGGUAAAAGUCCCCAAAUCCAAUGCCGCAUAUGGGAAUAUACCUGCAACUCCAACGAAUAUCCCCCGGUAGAAAAUACGCAAUCCUCCUUCCCGGAACAAAUCUUUGGCAGUGUUGAACAAGCUGACAUUUGCAUCGAUAUUUGAACAUUGGAGCCUAAACUUCAAAGUAUCAAUGGGGUAUACUGUGAACUGUGCAACCACACCUCCCAAACCACCUGCCAAAUACGUCGACACUUUGGACAAAUCCUUAGUGUCUUCGACUCCUUCCACCGUGGCCAAGAGCCUUUUGGUGAAUUCAAAAGUCCCGAAUUUCAUGGCAGACUCAGGAAACACUUUAAAAAUGUUCAACCCAUUCCCAACAUAAAAGCCUUUGAAUCCUCCUUGUUUCCAGAUCGUUCUAGCUGCUUGGAUGAUUGGCGACCUGAUUGUCUUAUGAUGGAGGUGAGCUUCAGCCUUUUUGGCUUCUUCAAUCACCGUGCGAUGGCUGAUUCUCUCUUCUAUUACUUUACGAGGAGUCAACACCGUCGAUGCCAAGUCGGUUCUUGCGAUCAAGAAUACCUUUAUCCUGUCGAAGGGAGCAGUGCAUGUUCUCGAAACAACGCCCGAAAUACCUCCGGCCAAAAAGUACCCGAACCCAUUUAAAAAUUGAUUAAUGACCGUAACAUCACCAUCUGAUGAUAUGUCCAACUCUUCCACGAUAUACUGGAACGCUGUCUUGAUUCUUG